This is a messenger RNA of Parnassius apollo (apollo), 540 nucleotides long. The record is from the annotation of a GenBank genome assembly. Lineage: Eukaryota; Metazoa; Arthropoda; Insecta; Lepidoptera; Papilionidae.
AUGCAUCGUCUUUUUGCUGAGCUGGAGCUAUCUAUAACCGUCACCGAGCAAAACUUGGCAGACCGAGUUCAGUAUAUCUUGCGCUCAAAUAUAUUUGAUGUUGCCGAACUCGAACGGCUACGACGUGAGGCUGUUCCUUCAUCGGGUGAAAAUGCUAGGGCUGAGGAUGCGGCGCCACAACUUGCAGAGCAAACGGCAAACGUGGAUGCCGCCGUGAAUACCCCAGUUGUGGUUGAUUCAAACGAUGAUCGAACAAUCGCCCAGGAACUGGAACUAGAUGCAAAUGAGGAGUACAUUGGAAGAGGCGAUUGUGUAAACGCGCAAUACACCUCUCGAAAAUCGACCGCGACUUCCCCGCAUAGGCCUAAGCAAGCGGAAUCGGGCUAUCGUGAGGGCUCUGAACCCAAUGCUAGUGACCUAUUUGGAACCCUACCGGGACCUUUGCGAGACGGACUCAAUUUUUUUUGGCGCCGCACUGGCAGUCUGCCGUAUUAUAGGCGCCAAACUCUCCACGGCUGGACGCGCUACUGUUCAAAGUAG